Drepanopeziza brunnea f. sp. 'multigermtubi' MB_m1 is the source of this 738-nucleotide messenger RNA. RefSeq lists its product as uncharacterized. Lineage: Eukaryota; Fungi; Ascomycota; Leotiomycetes; Helotiales; Drepanopezizaceae. The record is from RefSeq and is a predicted model, not a curated record.
AUGUCAAACUCAACUACGCAACCGCAAGAGGAAGUCUCAGAUCUGGCGGAACACAUCAAGCAGCUCGACAUCGAAAUCUCCUUCGCCGCACGACGGUCAUUGUCUGUCCCAGCCGGAAGCCGCCACCUCAGUCUCUCACCAUACAGGCGAGUGAUGAGCUUCUUAGACGAGUGGGAGGAGCAAACCAAGAACUCGAGUCCGGUACGCAGCGUCUACCCAGAGAACAGCGAGGGCGAAUACGACGCUAUGGGAGAUAGUGAGAGCAGCGACUUCAAGCUGCCGCCGUCGAUCGUUCAGGAGGAGGAGGAGAAGCUGGAACAUGAACGGUGCAGGGUUCUUGGCAUACUGAAGUGCUUCCUGUUCAAUCUUGAUAAGGGAACACUGCCGACGGGUGAUGUGGUUGAUGAAAGCUUGAAGGAGGCACUGGGGAGGUUGGUGGCUCUAUCUGAAGCCCGUGAUGCGCUUCCUGAGCAGGGGCCUGACUCUGAGGAGGUGGAGGGAGGUGGAGAGGACGAGGGCAGUGAGGAGCACUCGAACUCCAGUUCUGAUGAGCAGAUGCAGGUUGUGGAAAUGGUGGAGGGAUACAUCCGUCUCGCAUUGAGGCAUCGUGGCGAGGUGUGUAGUGAGGUGGUCGACUUCGCCAAGAAGAUACUGGGCUGGGCUCCUAGUGGUGAUGCCAAUGAUGUGGCAGAAUCGACUGAGGAUAGCAAAUACGGCGAGUCAUUGGUUAGGUUUUAG